Molecule: messenger RNA, 1071 nt
Organism: Sceloporus undulatus (fence lizard)
Lineage: Eukaryota; Metazoa; Chordata; Lepidosauria; Squamata; Phrynosomatidae
Product: slit homolog 2 protein-like
Exons: 1
Coding region: 1-1071 (356 amino acids)
Cellular component (GO): plasma membrane
Molecular function (GO): protein binding
Source: RefSeq, a predicted model, not a curated record
AUGUCAUCCUCGUCCUUGUGUGUACUAGUUCUCCUUUCUCUGCCAGUUCUUGCAGCCCACACCUCCAAAGGCUGCCCCCAUGGGUGCUUCUGCUAUGAGUCCUCCAGUUUUGUGGACUGCCAUGCUCGGCACCUGCCCCAUAUCCCCAGUGGUAUCCCUCACAACACGUGGAUGCUGGACCUGAGACACAACAACUUGAGUGGACUCGAAGGAGGAUGCUUCGAUGCUCUGUGGUCCUUGAAGAUCCUCCUCUUGUCCCACAAUUCCCUCACCCGGAUCUGGCCCAAAGCCUUCAAGUCCCUGAACUUCCUGGAGAAGAUGGACCUCAGCCACAACCAUCUUGCCCGCCUGCCACAUGACUUCUCAGAUGACCUGACAUCCCUCAAGGACCUCAAAGUGGCUCACAAUUUUCUGGUAUCCUUGGGUUUUGAAAGUCUUCAGUAUCUGGAAAACUUGGAAAAGCUGGACCUGAGCCACAAUCGGGUGAUUGCCAUCGAGAGGGGAACCUUCCGGGGCCUGUCCAGACUCCGGCAUCUCUAUCUUCAGUCCAAUCGGCUUGCGGUGGUCCACAAUGGCUUCUUCUUCAUGCUCCAAAACCUGGAAGUCCUAUUGCUUAGUAACAACAACAUCAGCCUUAUUGAGGUGCAAGCGUUCACCUCAUUGCACAACAUGAACCUGCUGGGCUUGACAGGCAACCAGCUCAUCCACCUCAAGUUCAAGACCUUUCUGAACAUCCAGACCAUCAGCACCCACAUCCAGCUUGCGGGCAACCAGUGGGCCUGCGACUGUGACCUCCAGCGGGUAUUUGGCAAGAUCAUGAGUGUCCGACACCUCCACGUAGAUGACUAUGAGAACAUCACCUGCGCCAGCCCCUGGCAACUUGCUGGCUCUCCCCUCAUUUCUGUGGAUAGUCAGUUGUGUGUGGCAGAGACAGCCACUGUCCUUGUGAUCACUGUCACUGUCUUGGUGACAGUGAUUGCUGCAAUCGUAAUGGCAGAAAGGAACAGGAAGAAGAACCAGGAGAAGAACUGGAAUGAGUCAGAAGGCCCUUUUGACUCACAAGAUAAAUGA